AUGGUUUGGAGGGAGCAUUUUUCUCAUGUUAUAGUGGAAAAUGACUCAAAGAUUUUGAUUGACAUGAUUUAUGAUAAUUACAAGUUUAAUGGGAAUGUCCCUAUUCUAGUUCACCGUAUCCGGAAACUUCUAAAGUUGAGGUGGCAUGUACAAAUCAACCAUACUUUGCGAGAAGAAAAUAGAAAUACUGAUUGGCUUGCAAACUUCAGCAUUUCUAUGGAUCAUUUGAAUGUUUUUGUUUUGGAGAAUUCUCCUAAAGAGCUUCAAAAGCUCUUUUUUGAUAAUGUUUCCGGGGCUUGCAUGCCCAAGAAUGUCCGGUUAACUUAA
Molecule: messenger RNA, 327 nt
Organism: Trifolium pratense (red clover)
Lineage: Eukaryota; Viridiplantae; Streptophyta; Magnoliopsida; Fabales; Fabaceae
Exons: 1
Coding region: 1-327 (108 amino acids)
Molecular function (GO): RNA-DNA hybrid ribonuclease activity; nucleic acid binding
Source: RefSeq, a predicted model, not a curated record